AUCACAGACCGGCAGGGUUUCAACUACUGGUGUCUCUGCAGUGAUGUACAGGUGUACCCCAGGACACUGUGACAUCACUGCUGGUUGUUGUUGUUGUUGUUGUUGUUGUUGAGGGGGAAAAGGAAGCUGCUGUCUCUCCAACAAUCACCAACACUGGAUUACUACUAACUACCAGCAGUAGUUGUUUGUUCCACUGACAGACUCAGGUUGUUAUUGUCAGUGACUGCUUUAUGGAAAGGAUCCCUACAGACAGAAACAGAAUCCAGCUCGUCUCUGUUAGUGUUUCCAACAAUCACCAACUCUGGUUUGGAGGAAAUAAAUCCUUAAUUCACCGACGUAGCUGAUAGAAACAGGACAGACCGGCUAUGGAAACAAACCAGAGCUCAACCGUGCAGCGGUUCAGUAAAGCUGCAGUUAGACACGUUUCCAUGGUUAAACGUGUGAACAAAGGAUUUGCUCGCAGAUGUUUUUUGGACGUUGAGAUGAAGAAAUAUUUUAUCAGUCAGGUUAGUAGAAAGUGAGUCUGACCCAUUUCACAGAAACAGAGUAAAAUCACCUCAGUGGAUUCCUGCACAGGUCGGAGGUCACACAAACUUCCCCCUCGGGGUUUCUUACUACUGUGGGUUUAUGUUAAUGAAGGCUCUUUACUGAUGCCUGAUUGGCUGCUGUUGUCGGAGGGGGCCGUCCCUCCUCUUUGGGGGACAGGGUUGAAGUCGGGUGCACAAGACGCUUCAGAUCAGAUUUGAGUCAGACUGUGCAGCGAGGCGGGUUUUUUCUGAUGUUGUGGAGCUGAGGAGAGAGACAGGAAGUCGAACUGACGAACCAAAAAACCACCAAAAAAGACAAAAAAGACAAAGAGGAAGUACAGAGAACAUGAAACUGCAGGAUGACUGAACCUCAGUUCAUCAACUCCUACGACAACGAUCUACAUAUGAAUUUGAUGCCGUACGACUACAUUCCUCCAGUGGACAUAAAGACUGAACCCUACAUACCUGAGACAGGUACGCAGACGAUCUCUCAUGGUCCCUACAUUCAGAUCAUCGAGGAGCCCAAACAGAGGGGCUUUCGUUUCCGUUAUGAGUGCGAAGGUCCGUCCCACGGCGGGCUCCCGGGGGCCUCCAGCGAGAAGAACCGGAGAACCUACCCGACAGUGAAGAUCAAUAACUACGUUGGUCACGCCCGGGUGGAGGUCCAGCUGGUGACGCACUCUGACCCCCCUCGUGUUCACGCCCACAGUCUGGUGGGACGCCACUGCACCGAGAACGGCACCUGCACGCUGGACGUCGGACCCAACGACCUCACUGCCUCUUUCAGUAACCUGGGGAUCCUCCAUGUGACCAAGAAAGGUGUGGUGGAGGUUUUGAGUCGGAGGCUGCGAGAAGAGAGGAAGAGACAGAAAGGAGCUCACUGUCACCUCACAGCAGACUCGGAGGAGACGUCCAUCCUGAAGGAGGCCAAGGAGCUGGGGAAGGUGAUGGACCUGAACAUCGUCCGGUUAAAGUUCACCGCCUACCUCCAGGACAGCAACGGAGGAUUCACCAGAGCGCUGAAACCCGUCGUCUCCAACCCCAUCUACGACAGCAAGUCUCCCAACGCCUCCAACCUGAAGAUCUCUCGGAUGGAUAAGACGUGCGGCUCGGUGCUCGGAGGAGACGAGAUCUUCCUGCUGUGCGACAAAGUGCAGAAAGAUGACAUCGAGAUCCGCUUUUAUGAGGAAGACGAGGAGGGAGGCUGGGAGGCGUUCGGGGACUUCUCACCCACCGAUGUUCACAAACAGUACGCCAUCGUGUUCAAGACGCCGCCCUAUCACAGCGCCGAGAUCGAGCGGCCUGUCACCGUCUUCCUGCAGCUGAAGAGGAAAAAGGCCGGCGACAGCAGCGACCCCAAACAGUUCACCUACAUCCCGCACGUUCAAGACAAAGAGGAGGUGCUGAGGAAGAAGCAGAAGCCGCUGCCUCACUACGAACCCUGGAGAGGAGGAGGAGGAGGAGGAGGAGGAAGAGGAGGAGGAGGAGCCGGGGGAUUCGGAGGAGGAGGAGGAGGAGGAUUCCAGUUCAACCAGCAGAUGAAUGGAGGAGGAGGAGGAGGAACAGGAGGAGUCUUCUUCACAUCCGGAUUCACAGGCUUCGGCACAGGAGGCGGGGCUCAGAUGUCUGGCUCCACCCCUCAGACGGGGGUUACCCAGCAACAGACAGACGCACAGACAGGAGGACAGACAGGAGGACAGACAGGCUCGCCACUACAACAGCAGCUGUUUCAGAUCGCCGCCGCCCUCCACAGCCGAGCGUCUCAGAGCGCCAGACAGACCGCCGCCGCCCUGCUGCAGUACUGCAGCACCGGGGACGCCCGGGUCCUUCUGGCAAUCCAGAGACACCUCUGUGGCGUCCAGGAUGGCAACGGGGACACUCCUUUGCACCUGGCCAUCAUCCACCAGCAGACUGGAGUGAUCCAGCAACUGAUCCAAACUCUGCUCAGCAGCCAGCAGCCAAACAUCGUCAACACAGCCAACCACCUCCGACAGACUCCUCUCCACCUGGCAGUGAUCACCCGGCAGGUGAAGGUGGUGGAGGCGUUGCUGAGGGCGGGGGCCGACCCCAGCCUGCUCGACAAAGAUGGCCGCGGUCCCAUCCACCUGGCGGUACUGGCUGGAGACCACGCCUCACUCCGCCCCCUGCUGGCACACCUGGGAGAACGCCACGCCCACCUGGUCAACACCCCUGACUACCACGGUCUUCAUCCUCUCCACCUGGCGGUGAGGAAGGACGGCGAGCGCUGCCUCCGUCUGCUCGUGGAGGGCGGAGCCAAAAUCAACGCGCCUGAGCAGAAGAGUGGAAACACGGCCCUCCACCUGGCUGUCAGAGAAAACCUGUUCAAGGUGGCCUGCACUCUCAUCACAGAGCUGAAGGCCGACGUCAACGCGUGCACAUUCGGAGGAAACACUCCGCUCCACCUGGCGGCCAGUCUGGGCUCGCCGACGCUCUGCUCCAUGCUCGUCGCUGCAGGUGCUGAUAAAAACAUGGAGAACGACGAGCCGCUCUUCUUCAGCUCUUCUUCAGACGAAGAGCCGGACGAAGACGAACCAAUCAGAGAGGAGGCCAAAGAGCGAGAGGCCGCAGCUCAGCCAAUCAACCCUCGCAAGAGACCCGCGGCAGGACACACCCCCCUGGACCUCGCCAAGUGUCAAAAGGUGAGGAACCUGUUAAACUCCCGACAGAGUCCGAAGUCGAGUCGUCACAGCAGUAAGAAGAUGAAACCAAGCAGCACUGAAGAGACGGAGGCGUCGGGGCUGGACGAGGACACUCUGUCCCGGCUGGUGGAGGUGUUGAGUGUCGGAGACGUUCCCUGGAGGAAACUGGCGGAGAAGCUGGGGAUGAUGACGCUGACUCACCUGUACCUGGACAGUCCAACGCCCUGCCACCACCUGCUGCAGCACUACAAGCUGGGUGGAGGUCCAGUUGAAGGUCUGGUUGAAGCUCUUCAGUCUCUCGGUCUGACAGAAGGAGUCCGACUGCUGAGAAACACCGAACUACGAGACGACAAACACAGCACAGACGCCACGGUCGACAGCGGCUUCGGUAGCCAGCCAAUGGAGGAGGAGGAGGCGCCUGUGGCCAAUCAGUGACGAGCAGGAAGUGAAACCUUCAUCCUGAACCAGGACUCUGCAGAACUGGACUCGGACUCACAGACCGACAGAGUUUCUGCUCGCACUCUCUCGGAGACGAGGAGCUGCGUUCCAGACGGAAGCCGGGAUUGUAAAUUCUCAACAUGAAGUCACCGGAAAUUUUACCAAAAAGAGUUUUAAAAGAUGAACUGAAGUGUUUAAAACGAACGACGUUGCAUCAUAAAAGUGUUUUUUCUCUUUUUAAAUCAUAAAAUUUGUCUUUUUUUAAUUUAUAUUUUGUUUUUCUUGUAAUUUAGUUUUUAUGAGUUUAUUUCUGUGUGACGUCUGAUGGACGAUCCUUGAAUUUCACCUUAAAAGUCCUUAAUUUUUCUUUUUUAUGAUCAAUUAUCUGUCGAACAUUUUAUUAUUGAUCCAAGAAAGUGAAAUGAGGAUAAAAGUUUGCUGUAAAUCUGUUUACGAAGGUUUGUCGUGUCGUUGGGAGCCGAUCUGCCUUUUUCAUUUAGUAGGAAAUGUUCUGCCUGGUCUGGAACGCAGCACGUUGAGUGUCGGAGCUCACCUGUUCACUCACCUGUUCACUCACCUGUUAUCAGUUUAAAAACCUUUUUCUCUCCAUUCAGUAAAAUUUAAGCUCUUUAUGGAAGCUGAUGGCGACAAGAAAAAGAUUUUAAAUGUUACAAAAUGACAUUUUAAAAAUAAUAUUGUCAGUAAAAGUUGUGAUAAAUUAUUAAAUAGUUUUGGCUGAAAAAGUCAAAAUAUUUCCAAAUAACUUGUAUGUCAAACGUUUCAUAUAUUAAAACACUCAAAAUUAUUAAAAAGUGUUUUUAACUCAACAUUAUGUAAAUGUUUACUCAAAGUCUAAAUUAUGUUUUUUUGAGCUGGUCAAAUAUUUUUAUAUACACUGUAAAACCUGACAUCUUAAUAAAAGAAUAAAUUAACACAAAUUAAUCCUCAUUCAUUUACUUUAAUUAAACCAACUCAGAAAUUAAUUAUUGAAGCAACUCAGUUGUUUUGUGUGAACUUAAAUGUGUUCAGUAUUUUAAUUAUUGGUAAUUCCAGUUUGUUCCAUUGACUCGACUUUAUAUUGUUAUAAAACUAAACAUUCAGGUUAUUUAUCAUCAGAAGCCCAAUUAUGCAUCCAAAUAAUUCUUAUUGAUCCCCCAAAGUGCAAAGAUUUUAUGUCAUUACAGAAAUAAACAGGUGUUAAAUUGUCCAUUUUAAUAAUCAGUUGAUUAUUGAGUGAACACAUUUUAAAUCAGUUUGGAGAAAUUCUGCAUAUGAGAGUAACUUCAAUUAACUGAAUAAAUACUUAAAUAUCUUUUAAUGUUUAAACAGUUUGAGUUGAACUAACUCAUCAGGUUUUACAGUGUAUCUCUAAAGAAGUCAUAAUAACUGAUUUAAAUCACAAUGACAAACAUUUGAAUACAAAAGUUUUACGUUUCUCUCCGGAGACGUUGAGUUUAGUUUGUGGGUUGUGCAACUUUACCAGAAUGUUAAUUGAUGAGGAUCAAUCAUCCUUCCUCCUCCGUUAGUUCCUGUUUCUCUCUUCUGUGGCGGCUGUGUGUGUUUUUACUAAUACUGUGUAUUCUUGUGGUUUCUCUUCUUAACCAAACAGCCUGGAAAUAAAAUAUUUAAUCAGCGUUUAACGAACUUUAGCGAAUGUCGAGGUUUCUGAAACUCUGAAUAAAAAUGACUCUCAGAACUUCCA
Messenger RNA from Dicentrarchus labrax (European seabass), 5327 nucleotides. It is a transcript of the gene nfkb2, whose product is annotated as nuclear factor of kappa light polypeptide gene enhancer in B-cells 2 (p49/p100). The record is from RefSeq and is a predicted model, not a curated record. NCBI's taxonomy places the organism in Eukaryota, Metazoa, Chordata, Actinopteri, Moronidae. The transcript has 23 exons. Bases 887 to 3622 code for a protein of 911 amino acids. Gene Ontology annotation, cellular component: cytoplasm. Gene Ontology annotation, molecular function: protein binding; RNA polymerase II cis-regulatory region sequence-specific DNA binding; DNA-binding transcription factor activity, RNA polymerase II-specific. Gene Ontology annotation, biological process: inflammatory response; non-canonical NF-kappaB signal transduction; innate immune response.